AGCAAACCAAAACUCACACUCACACACACACACUUGCCGGCUCUUCAGCGGGAGACAGAGAGACACACAAAGAGCGAGAGAUACAUAGAUAUGAGCACGUUGAUGAGUGCAACGCACACAUUCACCAAGCUUUUAUCGCCUUCUUCGCAUUCCUUUUCUCUUCGACCCUCUACUUCUCUCCUCACUGGCCACCAGAUGAGUACGGAGGCUGAGAAUGUUAUUGCUCGGCUCAACAAUUCGGGUUUGUUACGAAGCCAAGGCCUCAUUGCUGGGAAAUGGGUUGAUCCCAUGACAGAAAAACUAUCAAGCUGGGAAGCACGGACGUGGCCCCAGAGGAGUUGCACCGGUGUCCGAUGCAACGCGACACGGUGACACGCGGCGCCAGAGGAGUCGCACCGGUCCCCUCUCUCACAGACGCACUCAAGCUCACCUUGUUCUGGUUUCCUAAAGAACAAUCCCACCUCAUCGCAGAAUUGUAGA
This is a messenger RNA of Quercus lobata, 480 nucleotides long. RefSeq names its product succinate-semialdehyde dehydrogenase, mitochondrial-like. NCBI's taxonomy places the organism in Eukaryota, Viridiplantae, Streptophyta, Magnoliopsida, Fagales, Fagaceae. Bases 91 to 372 code for a protein of 93 amino acids. The record is from RefSeq and is a predicted model, not a curated record. The transcript has 3 exons.